AUGAUCUUAGAAGUUUUAUAUUUCUUAGUGAAGACAGACUUCCAGAUUGGAUUAAGAUUAAGGUUGAAGAGGAACAAUGGACAAAAGGAAAAUUACAUUGCUCAAAUUGUGCUUGUAAAGUUGGUUCCUUUGAUUUUGUGGCUGGACGAAAGUAUUUAUGCUGGAAGCGAACAAAGGGCGUACAAUGCUGGAGUUCUAGGAAUUGAUGACAGUAUUCCAGCUACUACAUUCGGAACGGAUCGCUCCGCGCAAUGCGCGAAAGACAGUGCUCAAGACAAGAGGUGGUCGCGCACUAUUCAGCGCUGGCACUCGACGAUGCCAUGCGCGAGCAAAUGGCCAGGGAAUAGGCAUCUAGGGAACGCGAGGCAGCCGCUGAAGGUGGAGUUAUCAGGAAUGAGCACGCCCGUGCGGAAAGGGACCUCCGUGCUGCCAGGGAACUCCGCUCGCAAGCUGCUCGCCUCGCACCCCCUACUGGCAGUAGUGAUCACACCGCGCGAAACUAAAUUUUGUUUUAUUUCCAUCUAA
This is a messenger RNA of Pieris macdunnoughi, 525 nucleotides long. Lineage: Eukaryota; Metazoa; Arthropoda; Insecta; Lepidoptera; Pieridae. The record is from the annotation of a GenBank genome assembly.